AUGUUUCACCCCAGCUACGCCCCGCCGGUUCCGCUGGACUUGGAAUCGGGCGCCGAGCGCAAGUCGGCUCCGGCCGGCACCGUCCUGCCGUCCCUCGCUGGGCGCCUGCCGCCGGAGUUCUUCGAGCGCCAGCACUUCACCGACGAGCAGAAGCUCCUGUGGGACGAGCUUGUCGACAUUGUCGAGCAGAUGUUCACCCUGCCCAAGAUCCCCCCUCGGCUGACUGGGCGUCUGCACCAAAUCGUCUUCCGCAUCACCGGCAUCUUUGACCUGGAUCGCUUGCAAACCAACGUCCGCGAGCGCCAGGCCUCCCUGCGGUUCAUGGUUCUCUGCCUGGUGGAGACGCACCUGAAGAAGAUCCUGGCCCAGCUGGAGGCGGCCCCGGAUGCGGAUCUCCUGCAGGAGCUGACGCGCUCCUGGACCCAACUUCUGUCGAUCCUUUCCUCGCUGGGCUUCGCCAUGGCGCCGGUGCACGAUGUCAUCUCCCCGAGCCGGCUGUACCGGAUCAACUUCAUCUUCAACGAUACAAUCACCACGCUGAAACUCCUUCUUCCGCCGGCGCUCUUGGACCGGAUCUCCAACCGCAUUCUGCUGGAGCUGAUUGAUGUUCGCCAUAAGAAUGAGCCCUUUGACUUUAAUCACUUCUCCCUGAUGGUGGAUUUCCUGCGGAUACUGGACAAGCAUUCGACGGACAUCGAGGACCGGGACAUUCUGCCCCUGCCAGCGCCGCCAUCCCGGUCGCCCCUGCGCGCGCGGCUCUUUGAGGAGCACUUCCUUUCCACCACGUCGGCCUACCUGAAGGAGCAGCAUUCGCUGAUCUGCUCGGCCGAGCCAUCGGUCUACUUCUCCAAGGUGCUGGAAAUCUUCCGCAAGGAGGAGGAGAAGUUCAUUCUCCUCAUGCCGGAGACCAUCAAGGACCUUGAGUGGAUGGUCAUCAACAUUUUCUUCCCCAACAUGCAGCAGAUGCUGGACUUCCUGUUCGACACCCUGUGUCGGGUGGGCCCCUGCAAUGAUGCGGUUACCCUGAUUCGCCUGCUGGCCUUCCAGCCGGAGUCCGAAGAGCCGACCAAGCAGCGUGUCGAGGCGUGGAUGCACCAGCUUUGCGUGAAGACCUGCACUCCUUUUGUGGACAACUUCGCCGCCGUCCGGAGGGAUCCCCAAGAACUCCUCAUUGCCAUGUAUGAUGUGUAUCAGGGCGCGACCAGCGGCAUGAAUAGCGUCCCGAUUGAGGAGAUCAAAAUCGCCGUGCCCAAGACCUUCGGGCAUUUCAUCAACGAGGUGGCUUUCUCCCCGAGGGGGCUAUUUUCCCAGAGUCCCGAUUGCUCAUUCGCCAUCCUGGUGGCUGUGGCGCUGGACCGGUACAUUCGGACCUUCCCGACAGGCUCGCCAUUGCCGCCUGAGCAUCUCAAUAAUGGUGAUCCGCUCUCCAAGCAGAAGAACCCGAACGAGAUCGGUAAUAAGAUCAAGCGCCAGCAGGUAUACCGCCUGCAGAAGGCCGAGCGCAAGAAGGCAAAGGAGGAGAAGCGCAAGCGCUCCCGCGAGGAGGCUGCCGAGCUGGGUGAGAACGCCCCGGCCAAGAAGAUCCCCAAGACCCAGGACUCCGAGCGUGAGCACGACCCGACCACUGUCACCGAGACGCAGGAUGAGGUCGAGCAGGAUAAGCUUACCGACGAGUUUGCGGAUUACUACAACAGCCAGCGCAAGCCCAAGAUCCUGAUCACCACCUCCAAGAAGCCUGUCGGGAACACUUUCAAGUUCAUCGACGAGCUGCAGUCCGUCCUGCCGGAUGCGCACUUCUACGCUCGCAAGGGGUACAAGAUGCAGGAGAUCAUCAAGUUUGCCAACAUGCGGAACUUCACCGACCUCAUGGUCAUCCACGAGGAGAACAAGGAGCCGGACACCAUCACCAUGAUGCACCUGCCGUACGGGCCGACCGCGCACUUCCGCAUCUCCAACAUCAAGCUCUCGUCCGAGAUCACCGGCCACGGGACGCCCACCUCCCACAGCCCGGAGAUCAUCCUAUCCAACUUCACCACCCGCCUGGGGCACUCAAUCAGCCGCAUGGUGGGCUGCCUGUUCCCUCAUGAGCCUGGCUAUCGCGGCCGUCAGGUGGUCACCCUGCGCAACCAGCGCGACUACAUUUUCUUCCGUCGGCACCGCUACAUCUUCGAGGAUGAGGGAACCAAGGCCCGCCUGCAGGAGCUUGGCCCGCGCUUCACCCUGCGUCUACAGUGGCUCCAGAAGGGCACGCUCGACUCGCGCUUUGGGGAUUUCGAAUGGCAUCAUCGCUCGGAGAUGGACACCAGCCGCCGGAGGUUCUUCCUCUGA
This is a messenger RNA of Fonticula alba, 2328 nucleotides long. RefSeq lists its product as hypothetical. The transcript has 12 exons. The record is from RefSeq and is a predicted model, not a curated record. Gene Ontology annotation, cellular component: preribosome, large subunit precursor; nucleolus. The coding region runs from base 1 to 2328 and encodes 775 amino acids. Gene Ontology annotation, biological process: maturation of LSU-rRNA; maturation of 5.8S rRNA. NCBI's taxonomy places the organism in Eukaryota, Rotosphaerida, Fonticulaceae. Gene Ontology annotation, molecular function: rRNA primary transcript binding.